This is a messenger RNA of Brassica oleracea var. oleracea, 1066 nucleotides long. Its product is annotated as phenylalanine ammonia-lyase 3-like. NCBI's taxonomy places the organism in Eukaryota, Viridiplantae, Streptophyta, Magnoliopsida, Brassicales, Brassicaceae. Gene Ontology annotation, molecular function: phenylalanine ammonia-lyase activity. The record is from RefSeq and is a predicted model, not a curated record.
CCUGGCUACCCAAAACAUCAUGGAGUUUUGUCAACCAAACAAACACACCGCAACCACAACAACAAUCACAACAGCUUCAAGCGACCCGCUUAACUGGAACGCAGCAGCGGUUUUGAAAGGGAGUCACCUGGAGGAGGUGAAGAAGAUGGUGAAUGACUUUAGAAAAGGAAGGGUACUGCUCGGUGGAGAGACGCUGACUAUCGGUCAGGUUUAUGGGCCGGGGGUGGCGACUGGAGGAACAACGGUGGAGCUUUCAGAGGAGGCUAGGGCCGGUGUGAAUGCAAGUAGUGAGUGGGUGAUGGAGAGCAUGAACCGUGGUAUGGACACUUAUGGGAUCACCACUGGAUUUGGUUCCUCUUCUGCUAGGACUACUAAUCAAGGUGCUGCUCGUCAAAAAGAGCUUAUUCGGUACUUGAACGCCGGAAUAUUCGCUACCGACGCUGGAGAUGCCGACACGUCAAACACACUUCCCCUCCCGGCUACAAGAGCGGCGAUGCUCGUCCGUGUCAACACUCUCCUCCAAGGCUACUCCGGGAUACGCUUCGAAAUCCUCGAAGCCAUCACAAAAUUCCUCAACCACAAAACAUCACACCUCGAUCGCCUUCCUCUCCUCGGCACCAUCACCGCCUCAGGUGACCUCGAAUAUGUCUUCUCUUAUGUUGAUGACCCAAGUAGCCUCGCUAAACCUUUAAUACAAAAGCUUAGAAACUUCCUUGUUGAAUACGGUUUAGCUGAACCGGGACAUGAGGUUAGCUCUGUUUUUGAGAAAAUAGGAAAGUUCGAGGCUGAGAUGAAAUCUCUCCUCCCUGAAGUAGUGGAACGAGUCCGGAUAGAGUACGAGAAGGGUACGUCAGAUGUGGCUAAUAGAGUCAAGGAGUGUCGGUCCUAUCCGUUGUACAGGUUCGUGCGAGACGAACUCGAGACAGGAUUGCUAACCGGAGAGAAUGUCCGGUCACCGGGAGAAGAUUUCGACAAAGUUUUCACGGCGAUCUCUCAAGGCAAACUUAUAGAUCCUUCGUUUGAAUGUCUCAAAGAAUGGAACGGAGCUCCGAUUCCAAUCAGCUAA